AUGAAUCGAAUAGAUGAUCUAUCAAUAAUAUCGUCACCUUGCGCUAUUAUGAUCUUGGAAUCGUUACCAGAUGAAAUUUUCGUUGAAAUUUUCGAAUAUGUAUCCAUUCAAGAUUUGUAUCGUGGUUUUUAUAGUCUCAAUCUUCGAUUUCGAAUGAUUAUUGCUUCUCUGACAAAUCUGCACGGUGAAACGACGUUCGAACGAGAAUUGCAUUCGCUACCUUUUCGUUUCUUUGCCUCACGCAUAACAAAGUUCAGUAUGCAUCAUGUUGAUUUGAUGGAUUUAUCACCAUUUUCAGCUGUUCGCUCACUAACAUUAUAUAUUGAACCGAAUCGAGCACAAUGCCACGUGAUUCGAGCCUUUUCUCAUCUCAAAUAUUUGUACAUUUCACAACGACCAAUAGACCAUUUUUAUUAUUCAGUGUCAUUACCACAUUUUGUCUUCACGAAUGCAUAUCCAAACUUGUAUACAUGUCAACUCAAUUUGAUUUCUUACCGAGUACAACAGCAUUGGACUUGUAUUCCAUCACUACAUACAUUGAGUGUUUGCUUAGAGAAUCCACGAGUUUUCACACAAAUACUUCAGUCUUGUCCGUCACUCACAAGAUUGAAAGUCGAACUAACGCAACAUUUUACUAGACCUACCACUCGAUUCGAUAUUGCUCCUCAUGUAUGUCUUCGCCGAUUCUAUCUUUACUUGAACCAAACCAUGUUUUCAUGUUGCGAUAUAAUCGAAAUCUUACUCUCGUUGGUACCCAACUUGACUAAUCUCGUCAUUCUAGGAGCUGCAUCCACGGUAUACUCUUUGAAUAUAAAUUCACUUGCUGAUAUGCUUCAUCGAUGUGUACCAAAAUUGCAACAUUUUUAUCUCAAUAUGUUUAUCGAAGAAUCACUGUCGAGAAUGGUAACCGAUUCCACUAAACAACAAAUUGGACAACUUUUUCGACUUUUCACCAACAUUCAAAUCUAUCCAUCAACACAGAAAGUACCAGCACGAUUAAUUAUUCAAGGAUGA
Rotaria socialis is the source of this 1014-nucleotide messenger RNA. Lineage: Eukaryota; Metazoa; Rotifera; Eurotatoria; Philodinida; Philodinidae. The record is from the annotation of a GenBank genome assembly.